AUGGAGGGCAUACUAUCCCAGGUCUCCGGCCUAAAUCAGAAAGACAAGGCCGUCGCAUAUGCAUCGAUCCUCACCGACCUGCUUGCGCGGCGCGAUCAGACAUCUUUCGCCGCAGAUACCCACAUCCUAGUAGAGAACGUUGUCCAGGAGAACGUUGGUCAUGUCAUCGGGAGACAGGUUCUUUCUGAACUGGUCAAGGCCCUUGAUGACGGACGGAUCCGCAACAACGCUCUACGAAAGCAAAUCGUGCAAGACAUCCUCAACACGAUUCAGCCGCGUAUUAUCACAUAUGAGGAGCAGGUCAACGCGCUCCGUUUCCAACUCGCCAAUAUUCUGGAAGGAGACGAAGAGUGGACAGCCGCUGCGAAGGUCCUAAUGGGCAUCAAUUUGGACGCCGGCCAAAGAGCGGAAGAGGAGAAAUUCUUAGUCUACCUCCGUAUUGUCCGCCUUCUCCUCGAGGAUGAGGAUUCUGUACAAGCCGAAACCUACUACAACCGCGCCGCGCUCCUCGCUCCUUCGUCUUCAGACAAAGAAGCGUUACUGCAAUUUAAGCUGUGUCAGGCUCGUAUAUUUGAUUACUCGCGUAGGUUCCUGGAAGCCGCCGCUAGGUACCACGAACUCAGUUGGGUGCCUGAGAUUGACGAAGGGGAGCGCAAACACAUGCUAUCUGCUGCAGUGACAUGUGCAGUCCUUGCCCCGGCAGGGCCUACCCGUUCGCGUCUUCUUGCCUCUCUCUGCCGAGACGAGCGGACAGCUGAUCUCCCUACCUACACUAUCCUCCUCAAGAUGUUCCACGAUCGUAUUCUUCGCCCUGCCGAGAUCAAGGACUUCGAGGUGACUCUCAAACCGCAUCAACUAGCCAAGAUCGCGCAAUCCUCCAACGAUCGCCUUGCAUCGGCUGUCGCAGAAGAUGAGGAGAUGAGCGAUGCCAAUGCAAGCACGCGGACGGGACCAGCGACGGUGCUCGAUCGUGCAGUUAUGGAACACAAUGUCCUAGCCAGCUCGAAGAUCUACAACAACAUUACUUUCAGCGGCCUUGGUGCACUGCUAGAUCUUACUCCUGGCGCUGCAGAGACGAUGGCACGGAAAAUGAUUGAACAGGGUCGUCUGAAGGGCUCGAUAGAUCAGGUGGAGAAGCUGAUCUGGUUCGAGGCCACACGAGAGGAGGAUGAUGCACAGGGCAAAGCCGGUGGACUCGGCGACGUUGAACAGAUCGCAGAGGAUACAGGUGCCCCAUUCACCAAACGGUGGGACAUGCAGAUCCGCUUGACGGCAGCGAACGUCGAGUCGAUUGUUCAGCAUUUGACGGAGAGGGGCCUCGUAAAGUUUGGAACUGUGCAAGCAUGA
Laetiporus sulphureus 93-53 is the source of this 1347-nucleotide messenger RNA. RefSeq lists its product as uncharacterized. Lineage: Eukaryota; Fungi; Basidiomycota; Agaricomycetes; Polyporales; Laetiporaceae. The transcript is spliced from 5 exons. The record is from RefSeq and is a predicted model, not a curated record. Bases 1 to 1347 code for a protein of 448 amino acids. Gene Ontology annotation, cellular component: cytosol; COP9 signalosome.